AGCCCGCGGGUCCCCAUGCGGAGCAGGCGCUCCCUGCAGGAGGUCCCUGAUGUCCCUCACGCUCAAACCGCUCUGAGGAGGCAGAAGAGGGAUUGGGUGAUCCCUCCCAUCAAAGUUCCUGAGAAUGAGAGGGGUCCCUUCCCUAAAAACUUGGUUCAGAUCAAAUCCAACCGGGACCGGGAGGCAAAGAUUUUCUACAGCAUCACUGGGCAGGGAGCGGAUGCUCCCCCCGAGGGCAUCUUCACCAUUGAGAAGGAGACGGGCUGGAUGAAGGUGACGCAGCCGCUGGACCGGGAGCACAUCAACAAGUACCAUCUCUACUCCCAUGCCGUGUCUGAGAAUGGCAAACCCGUGGAGGAGCCGAUGGAGAUCAUAGUGACGGUGACGGACCAAAAUGACAACAAGCCCCAGUUCACACAGGAGGUGUUCCGAGGCUCCGUGCCCGAAGGCGCGCUGCCAGGUACUUCGGUGAUGCAGGUGAACGCCACGGAUGCUGACGAUGAUGUGGAGACCUACAACGGUGUUAUCGCCUACUCCAUCCUCAGCCAGGAGCCGCGAGAGCCCCAUCCCCACAUGUUCACCGUCAACCGCGCCACCGGCACCCUCAGCGUCAUCGCCAGCGGCCUCGACCGGGAGCGCGUGCGGGAAUACACGCUGACCAUGCAGGCGGCCGACCUGGACGGGCAGGGGCUGACCACGACGGCACUGGCUGUGAUUGAGAUCACGGAUGUCAAUGACAACGCCCCUGAGUUUGAGCCCAAAAUGUAUGAGGCGGCUGUGCCAGAGAAUGAGGCCGAGCUGGAGGUGGCCCGGUUGGCCACCACGGACCUGGAUGAGCCACAGACAGCAGCGUGGCGUGCAGUCUACUCCAUCGUGCGUGGCAAUGAGGGCGGUGCCUUCACCAUCACCACUGACCCUGCCAGCAAUGAGGGUGUCCUGCGCACGGCCAAGGUCGUGUCCCCUGCUUGUCCCUGUACCACAGCCACCAGCCCUGGGUGGUGCUGCCCAUCCUGUCACCUCCCACAGGGUCUGGACUACGAGGCCAAGCGGCAGUUCGUGCUCCAUGUGGCCGUGGUCAAUGAAGCUCCCUUCGCCAUCAAGCUGCCCACAGCCACGGCCACAGUGACGGUCAGUGUGGAGGAUGUGAACGAGGCGCCCGCCUUUGACCCGCCGCUGCGGCUGGCCCAGGUGCCGGAGGAUGUGCCGCUGGGGCAGCCCCUCGCCUCCUAUACAGCCCAGGAUCCUGACAGAGCCCAGCAGCAGCGCAUCAAGUACGUGAUGGGCAGUGACCCCGCGGGCUGGCUGGCUGUGCACCCUGAGAAUGGCAUCAUCACAGCACGGGAGCAGCUGGACCGUGAGUCCCCGUUCACCAAGAACAGCACCUACAUGGCUGUGCUGCUGGCUGUAGAUGACGGAUUGCCACCUGCCACAGGCACCGGCACGCUGCUCCUCACCCUGCUGGAUGUCAAUGACCACGGCCCUGAGCCCGAGCCCCGUGACAUCGUCAUCUGUAACCGCAGCCCCGUGCCCCAGGUGCUGACCAUCACCGACCGGGACCUGCCCCCCAACACCGGGCCAUUCCGUGCUGAGCUGAGCCAUGGUUCUGGGGACAGCUGGGCGGUGGAGGUUGGCAGUGGAGGUGACACUGUUGCCUUGUGGCUGACGGAGCCCCUGGAGCAGAACCUGUACAGCGUCUACCUGCGGCUCUUCGACCGCCAGGGCAAGGACCAGGUCACCGUCAUCAGGGCACAAGUGUGCGACUGCCAGGGCCGGGUGGAGAGCUGUGCCCAGAAGCCACGGGUGGAUACCGGUGUGCCCAUCGUGCUCGCCGUGCUGGGCGCUGUGCUGGCUCUGCUGCUCGUGUUACUGCUGCUGCUUCUCCUGGUGAGGAGGAGGAAGGUGGUGAAAGAGCCGCUGCUGCUGCCUGAGGAUGACACGAGGGACAACAUCUUCUACUACGGGGAGGAAGGUGGGGGUGAGGAGGACCAGGACUACGACCUGAGCCAGCUGCACCGCGGCCUGGACGCCCGUCCCGAGGUGAUCCGCAAUGAUGUGGCCCCCCCGCUGAUGGCCGCCCCCCAGUACCGGCCCCGGCCCGCCAACCCCGAUGAGAUCGGAAACUUCAUCGACGAGAACCUGAAGGCAGCCGACACGGACCCCACGGCCCCCCCCUACGACUCGCUGCUGGUGUUCGACUAUGAGGGCGGCGGCUCGGAGGCCACCUCGCUCAGCUCCCUCAACUCCUCUGCCUCCGACCAGGACCAGGACUACGACUACCUCAACGAGUGGGGCAACCGCUUCAAGAAGCUGGCGGAGCUCUAUGGCGGCGGGGAGGACGACGAAUACCGCGGGGGCGACGGUGGCACCGAGGGACUCUGCUCGUCCCGGGCCGGAAAGGAGCGCCGCACCAUGGGGCGGCGGUGGGGUUCCACCGCCCCGCAGCGUUUCCCCGUGUUGGUGCUGCUGCUGCUGCUCCAGGUGUGCGGCUGGCGGUGUGAUGAGGCAGCCCCCUGCCAGCCCGGCUUUGCUGCAGAGACCUUCACCUUCAGUGUGCCCCGGGACAGCGUGGCGGCGGGCAAGGAGCUGGGACGAGUGAGCUUUGCAGCCUGUGGCGGCCAGCCGUGGGCCGUGUAUGUCCCGGCUGAUACACGCUUCAAGGUGAACGUGGAUGGCGUCGUCUCAACGAAACAGCCACUGACGCUCCAUGGGAGGGAGAUCAGCUUCAUCAUCUACGCACGGGACGCCAUGGGCAAGAGGCACUCAGCCCAGGUGACUGUGGGCAGGCAGAGGAACCACCACCACCACAGCCACCACCUGCAGGACAUGACGCCGGCUGUGCUGAGCUUCCCCAAGCACAACUCCAGCUUCCUCCGGAGGCAGAAGAGGGAUUGGGUCAUCCCCCCCAUCAGCUGCCUCGAGAACCACCGCGGGCCCUACCCCAUGAGGCUGGUGCAGAUCAAAUCCAACAAGGACAAGGAGUCCAAGGUGUACUACAGCAUCACGGGGCAGGGCGCGGACAGCCCGCCCGUGGGCAUCUUCGUCAUCGAGCGCGAGACGGGGUGGCUGGAGGUGACCGAGCAGCUGGACCGGGAGAAGAUCGAUCGCUACACCCUCUUCUCCCACGCCGUGUCGGCCAGCGGGCAGCCCGUGGAGGACCCCAUGGAGAUCAUCAUCACGGUGAUGGACCAGAACGACAACAGGCCCGUGUUCAUCAAGGAGCUCUUUAUCGGCUACAUCGAGGAGAACGCGAAGCCGGGCACCUCCGUGAUGACCGUGAGCGCCACGGACGCGGACGACGCGGUGAACACCGACAACGGCAUCGUCAGCUACUCCAUCGUCAGCCAGCAGCCGCCCAGCCCGCACCCCCAGAUGUUCACCAUCGACCCGGCCAAGGGCAUCAUCAGCGUGCUGGGCACGGGGCUGGACCGGGAGACCACUCCCAACUACACGCUGAUUGUCCAGGCCACGGACCAGGAGGGCAAGGGCCUGUCCAACACCGCCACGGCCGUCAUUGAGGUCACGGAUGCCAACGACAACAUUCCCAUCUUCGACCCUACCAUGUACGAAGGGGUGGUAGAAGAGAACAAGCCGGGUAUAGAGGUGGCCAGGCUGACCGUGACGGACCAAGACACACCAGGCUCCCCAGCCUGGCAAGCUGUAUACCACAUCAAGAGUGGAGACCAGGAUGGUGCCUUCAGCAUUAUCACUGACCCCAGCACCAACAAUGGCAUCCUGAAGACAGCCAAGGUGGGUCACCUCACUGUCGAUGGCUCCAGUGUGGGCCAUGUCCCCACCAGCCCCACUGCCACCUUAACCCCUCUCUCCAACCUGCAGGGCCUGGAUUAUGAGACCAAGAACCGCUACGACCUGGUGGUGACGGUGGAGAACAAAGUGGCCCUGUCCGUGCCCAUCACACUGUCCACUGCCAGCGUCCUGGUGACCGUCUCGGACGUGAAUGAGCCCCCUAUCUUUGUGCCCCCUAUCAAGAGGGUGGGGGUAUCAGAGGACCUACCAGUGGGGCACGAGGUUACAUCCUACACAGCCCAAGAUCCUGACAGGGACGUGAGGCAGAAAAUCACGUACCGCAUGGGCAGCGACCCGGCAGGCUGGCUGACUAUUGACUCUGAGAACGGCAUCGUCACGGCUGCCCAGCCACUGGACCGCGAGUCGGUGCACGCCAUCAACAGCACAUACAAGGCUAUCAUCCUGGCUGUGGACAAUGGGAUACCGGAUGCCACCGGGACGGGGACACUGCUGCUGCUCCUCCAGGACGUGAAUGACAACGGCCCCACACCAGAGCCCCGGUCCUUUGAGAUCUGCAACCGGCAGCCUGAGCAACAGAUGCUGAGCAUUGUUGACAAGGACCUGCCCCCACAUACCUACCCCUUCAAGGCAGCACUGGAGCAUGGUUCCAGCAACAACUGGACUGUUGCGAUAAGGGGUCAAGAUGAGCUGGCCCUAAGCCUGAAAAAGGAGCUGGAGCCGGGUGAGUACAACAUCUUCCUGAAGCUGAUGGACAGCCAGGGCAAGGCACAGGUGACGCAGGUCAAAGCCCAGGUGUGUGAGUGUGAAGGGACAGCGAAGAACUGCGAGCGGAGGUCGUACAUCGUCGGUGGGCUGGGUGUCCCUGCCAUCCUGGGCAUCCUGGGGGGCAUCCUUGCCCUGCUGAUUCUGCUGCUGCUGCUGCUGCUCUUUGCCCGGCGACGCAAAGUGGAGAAGGAGCCGCUGCUGCCACCCGAGGAUGACAUGCGGGACAAUGUCUACAAUUACGAUGAGGAGGGUGGCGGUGAGGAGGACCAGGACUACGACCUGAGCCAGCUGCACCGCGGCCUGGACGCCCGUCCCGAGGUGAUCCGCAAUGAUGUGGCCCCCCCGCUGAUGGCCGCCCCCCAGUACCGGCCCCGGCCCGCCAACCCCGAUGAGAUCGGAAACUUCAUCGACGAGAAUCUGAAGGCAGCCGACACGGACCCCACGGCCCCCCCCUACGACUCGCUGCUGGUGUUCGACUACGAGGGCGGCGGCUCGGAGGCCACCUCGCUCAGCUCCCUCAACUCCUCCGCCUCCGACCAGGACCAGGACUACGACUACCUCAACGAGUGGGGCAACCGCUUCAAGAAGCUGGCGGAGCUCUAUGGCGGCGGGGAGGACGACGACUAGGCAGACCUCGUCCCCUUGGCUGGCCCACCGCAUGGCUCUUGCCAUUUCACCCCCUCGGACAUGCACUGGCUCUUGCAGCCAAAGCCCCUUCCAACAGCAUUGGAUCCGUCACUCGCAUCCCUCCCCUUCGGUGCAGGGAAAGCUCAGGGUCACCGGGGCUGGAGGCUUUUGGGGAGCCCACGCUUUUCCUGCCCCCUCAGCCCCACACAGUCCCAUUUAGAGCUCCUUGGGAACAGGCUGGUGGCAGGCGCUCCCUGGCCUGGAGGAGCGGUGCUCCUGGGUCAGCUCCCAGUGCCUGAAUCCCACAGCCCUCACCGCACGGCUGGUGCUCAGCAUCCCUCCCCCUGCAAGGAAAGAGGCCCCCGCUGCCUCUCUCCCUUUGUUACAGAGGAAGGGGUUUCUCCAGCACUCUCUGUAAUACCUCGUGCUCCCAACCCCGAUGUCACCGCCACGCUCAGGGUUUGGGAUGGCCUUUGUGUGAAGCUGCUCGUGCGUGUGCAGUGCAGGGUGGGUGAUCAAUCACACAGACCAAUGACGUGCCAUUCCCUUUGCAUCAUACACGAGAGAAUUAUAUUUGAUAAGAGUACUUACGGUCAGAUUUCUAUUUUUUUGUAUAACAGGUGAUGAUGUUAUUUCCAUCUGUGUCGUUUGUAAUUAUUGUUCUGUUAAUGAGAGGUGCUUUCUGAAAUCAAGUGGCUUUACUUAAACUCUGAACUCCAUGUCUAGCUGUUGUUUUGUAUUUUUAAUAUGGGAAAAGGGCCCGAUGCACGCUGGAAGGCCAGCGAUUGUCUAAGUGUUAAUUGAUGGAAUGAUUUUUAUAUAAAAUUGAAAGAAUAAAUUGUAAGAAAACCA
This is a messenger RNA of Centrocercus urophasianus (Greater sage-grouse), 6009 nucleotides long. Its product is annotated as cadherin-1-like. NCBI's taxonomy places the organism in Eukaryota, Metazoa, Chordata, Aves, Galliformes, Phasianidae. Gene Ontology annotation, biological process: calcium-dependent cell-cell adhesion; homophilic cell-cell adhesion; cell-cell junction assembly. Gene Ontology annotation, cellular component: cytoplasm; adherens junction; catenin complex. Gene Ontology annotation, molecular function: calcium ion binding; cadherin binding. The record is from RefSeq and is a predicted model, not a curated record.